ACUCGCCUCCCCUUGAUGCAGCGCGCCAGGAUUACGCACAACUCAGCGCGCCUCAGGCGACGGUCGCAGUACCGGGGACCGCGGGAGAGCGGGCCGCAGCCGCUGGCGGGCCCCGGGAGCAGGCCGUGGGCCAUGUCCGACAGCGGCGGCGCCGGCGGGGCCGCCCCGGGCGGGGGAGGCGGCGGAGCGGGCGGCGGAGGGGGAGCGGGAGGCGCGGCCUCAGGCUCAGGGCCCGGAGCCACCGAUCCGGCCUCCCUGCCGCCCGGCGACGCGCAGCUCAUCGCCAUCAUCGUGGAGCAGCUCAAGAGCCGCGGCCUGUUCGACGGCUUCCGCAGGGACUGCCUGGCCGACGUGGACACAAAGCCAGCCUAUCAAAAUUUGAGGCAGAAAGUAGACAACUUUGUAUCGACCCACCUGGACAAGCAGGAAUGGAAUCCAGCAAUGAACAAAAACCAGUUACGAAAUGGGCUAAGGCAGAGUGUGAUUCAGUCAGGAAUGCUGGAAGCUGGAGUGGACAGAAUUAUUUCUCAGGUGGUGGAUCCAAAACUAAACCACAUCUUCAGGCCCCAGAUAGAGAGGGCAAUUCAUGAAUUUUUGGCUGCACAAAAGAAAGAGGAAAGUGUGCCAGCUCCUCCUCCAGAGCCUGAGAACAAGGAUCCUCCUGCUCCAUCUCAGGAUGCCUCCUAAAGUGAGUUCCUGUUACUAAGCAGCUGCCGUUGCAAAGUGCGUGUCCUGUUAGAUUGGCAAUGGAUGACUUGUUCCAUUUGGUGCAGGAAUGCUGUCUGCCAAAGAUGAAUAACCUUUAUCAGACCUGUGGGAAGGCACUGAAAUCAGUGAAAUUCAGAUGCACUUGGAGUUAUGCAUGUGGAGGCACAGAAAAUUGUGAAGAUACUUUUGUUAUUAACUACAGUACAGAGGGCAGCAUGUAUCUUGUAAUCAUGCCUUCAGGCAAGGGUGUGGGAAGAAAAAGGGAGUUCGCUUGUGUCUGAAGAGGGUUGGGAAGUGGUUUGAGAUGAUACUAGACUUGGGAUCGGGAAGAAAGAUGUUUUGGAGUGGGGUAGUCUCUUGGACACCAAGUAAGAGCUGUCAGAUUUGCUUUGAUAUAAACCAGGUAAGAGGAAGCAUCAUACACCUCUGCUGCAUAGCACAGCAUUGAGUAGUAGGUGCCAAGUUAGGUGUAACUCAUUGCACUGCCUGCUUUAGGAAAGUCAUUUCCUGUUUGAAACUGGAAAGAACACUUCAGGAUCAAUAAUGUAAAUAAUUUCUGUUGCAUUGCAGGGAAAUGUUUACAGUUGGCUAUGACUAUAGCUGAUUUAAUUCUUAUUUCCCAGGUAACUGGGGGGGGAGCAAAGGGCACCAGGGUAGGUGAUCAAUUUGAAACUUCUCUCUUUCAACUUGAAAGACUUUUCUUUCCUGUGAAAUUUCUCAGGUGCCUAGUGGAAACUGUCCUAUGCUUUCAGCUUGAAUGCAUGCAGUGUCCUCUGGAUGACAGUCAAAUAGAGAAUGUGAUCAAGUAUUCUGCCAGCAAAUGUCCAUACCUUUUGCAAUAAAAGACUUCAAAACCCAUCUCUGA
Molecule: messenger RNA, 1573 nt
Organism: Neopsephotus bourkii (Bourke's parrot)
Lineage: Eukaryota; Metazoa; Chordata; Aves; Psittaciformes; Psittacidae
Gene: BOD1
Product: biorientation of chromosomes in cell division 1
Exons: 4
Coding region: 16-687 (223 amino acids)
Source: RefSeq, a predicted model, not a curated record